CCGGCGGGGCCUGGCGCGGCCAUGGCGGAGCUGACGGACGCGGAGCUCCGCAAGGAGCUGCUGGCGCUCGGCUACCGCCCGGGGCCCAUCACCGCCACCACCCGCAAGGUCUACAUCAAGAAGCUGGGCUGCCUGCGGGCCGAAGUGGCGGCGGACCGGCGCAGCGGCCGCGCCGCGCCGCCCAGCCCGGGCCGCUCCUCCGCAAGGCCGCCGCAGGCCUCGCCCUCGCGGCAGCGCUCCGGCUUCACCGGCGGGGCCGCCCGUGAGAGUGAGGAGGAGGAGGACGAGGAGGAGGAAGAGGAGGAGAAAGUGGGGCGGCCGCCCGCGCCCCGCUGGGGGGCGUCGGGAGAGAGCGGCGGGCAGGCCUGGGGGGACCCCCGGGGGUCCCCGCCGGGCCGGGCCGGAGGCAUCAGGGUUGAGGGCGGCCCCUCCCGGGACGGCCUCGGGAGGCUGAGCCCUUCGGAGCAGUGGGGGACGACUGUGGAGAGAGGUGGCGGUGGGCUGGGGGCAUCCCUGGCCGGGCACGGGGGGCUCAGCUCCCCCUCGCAGUGGUACACGUCCAUCGAGAGGAGCGGGGGCCUCGGGGCGGACAGGGCCGGGGCGCUGAGCUCUGCGUCCCAUUGGGAGACAUCCAGAGAUGCCGCAGAGCACGGCCGGGGGCUCAGCCAGGGGCUGGAUGGGUUUCGGGGCUCCUCGCUGCGGUGGGACGCCUCGGAGAGGAGCGGGGGGCUCAGCAGUGGCCUGAGACCCACCCUGGACAGGUUCCGAGGGUCAAACUCCACAUCCCAGUGGAGCCCCUCAGCAGAGAGCAGCGGGGGGCUCGGCAGCCGGGCUGGCUCGGGCUUGGAUGAGGUUGGGGGGCUGAGCUCCACACCCUACUGGGGCUCCUCCAAACCCCUUCCCAGCGAGGAGAAGUCCAGGAGCCAUUGGUGGACAUCGGGAGGGGGAACUGGGGCGCAGAGCUCCCGGGCUGCCUUGGACACGCCGGGGGAGAGGAGGGGGCUCUCCUCCGACAGCUGGUGGAGACGGGAGAGCGAGGUGACCCCCAGCAGCCAGUGGGGCUCCUCGGCGGCCCCCGGGAGGUUCAGCAGCCUGUUCAGGAGAGGGAAGGAGGACCUGGCUUCCAGCGUAGGGAAGGAGGCAGAGCGGGAUGCGGGCAGCAGGGCUGGGGGGCUGAUCCGGCGCUUCCCCUGGCGGGCAGCCAGCGAUGGGGGGCACGGAGUGACCCCGCGCGCCGCCCUGCUGCGCUCAGCGCCGAGGCAGCAGCCGGAGGGAAAGGGGAAAGGCCUGGAGUAUUACCUGUCCCAGUUCCUCUGCCUCGCCAGCUUGGUGCUGCUCCUGAUUUUUCUGGGCAUCCUCGUGGUGAAGAUGGCUGGGUCAGGCUGGUUGGACGGGAGAGAGGAGAGCUUUAAUCUCUUGCCUGUGGAUUGUGACAAAAGAACGGAUGAUUUCUGCCAGGCCAAGCACAAGGAUGUGACCAUGGCUGUGCUGCACGAGCUCUACAAUUACCUGUCCGUGCAGGCAGGUAAUUUUGAAUGUGGAAACCCUGAGAACCUAAAAAGCAAAUGCAUUUGGGUUAGUGAGGUGAAGGAUCACGUGAUGAAUGUAACUGGCUGCUCCUCACAGAAGUUUGAAGCUGCCCUGCACUGGAUACUGAACAGCAACAAGGAUUUGGGAAUUUGGUUGAAAGGCAGGGACCUGUCGGAGCCUGUUUCCAGCGUGGAGGAAGUGUUCUGCCUGGAAUCUGCUCACCCCCAGAUGGGGCUGGGCUGCCGCUUCCGCCGGGCCGUGGUCACGGCCAUCACGAACCUCUUCCUGUUCUUCUGGAGUCUGAUAACCCUUUGGGGCAUCCUGCUCUACCUCCGGUAUCGCUGGCGGAAGAUGGAGGAGGAGGAACAAGCCAUGUAUGAGAUGGUGAAGAAGAUCAUAGCUGUUGUCCAGGACCACUACAAGGAAUGGGAGCGGAAUUUGGAGCGUUACCCCUACGUUGGCAUCUUCCACGUCCGGGACAGCCUGAUCCCUCCUCAGAGCAGAAAAAAGAUGAAGCGGGUGUGGGAGAGAGCCGUGGAUUUCCUGGCCUCCAACGAGUCCCGGAUCCAGACAGAAUCCCACAGGGUGGCAGGGGAGGACAUGCUGGUGUGGAGAUGGACUCAGCCCUCGUACCUGUCGGACUCGGAGCACUGAGGGCAGCAGGAGGAGCAGCCGUGGAGCCGGGUGGGACACGGACCCUGUGCAGGCCUCAGGGCCCUCGCUGCUGCUGGGGGGAGCAGGGCCUGGCCCAGGGUUGGGCUUGCAUGGCUCUGUUUGCUCUCACUGCUGAAACUCUCCCAACACACACACACACACACACGUUCAGGGCAAUGCUGGCUUGGAAAGAAGAUGGGCUUGAGCUGGUGGGAAGCUGGGAUUGCACCAAAGUGAGCCUUCCACAGAGACCUGGCUCCUGUGGCAAGCAAACAACAACCUACAAAGAACAACUGCACGCCCCUCUCGAGGGCUGGGGGGCUCUGCCAGAGCCUGGGGGUGCAAAAUUUGACCUCAGUUCUGCAAAGGCCAACUGGUGGCAGAGUCCAUCAGGGAAUGUACUGAAAGAUAACAUUUCCCAUGGAAACAUUAGGGUGGCAGUUGCAGGCGUGUCUUUGUUUGCGUUUGUUUUUAUCAGUGCAGAGACAGUGAGGAAGCAUUUGCUGCUUCCCAGCAAGGAAAAUGUUUUAUGUUGGCUUCAUCCAUCCAAAACUGGGGAGAGGGGGAAUUGGGUGAAGGUGGGCCUGGAGAGAGGGGGGAGCCUGACGUGCCUUGGUGGUUUGGGCUGGGCUGGGGGUGGUGGAGGAGAGUCUGUGAUCCUGUUACACUUUUAAGUCUGCAGUCUGUGUGCUUUUAUUAUUUUUUGGGGGGCGUGGGGGGGAAUUUGGGUGGAAAAUAAAGGAUAUAGGAAGCUUCUAAAGGUGCUUUCCUGUGGCUGCAGCCCAGGACUGCUCCGUGGCUGUUACAGAGCAGCUUUGGGAGGGCUCUGAGGGCUCAGUGUUGAUGUUUGAGCUGGGCAGCUGCAGUGUCUGUGUUCGUGUCAGAGCAGGGAGGUGCCAGCUCUGGGACUGUCGCUGUUCUUGCAGCCCCCAGGGGCCCCAGGGGCAGCCUGGCUCUGUCCCAGCCCUGCUGCAUCCUAUCUCAUGUCUGUAAUCACUUGGUUACUUCAGCUUCUCUUUCUGUCCAGUGAAGGAAUGUUUCUUUCCCAGGAAGUGGCACCAGUGCGUGGCAGUUGAGGCUCGGCAGAGGAGCUGCUGCUCUGCUCUUCCCAGGGCUCUGCAGCAGCUGCUGGGGCUGCAGGACCCAAAUCCUUUGCUGGCCUCGGGCAGGAGGAGUCACAGGGUGAGGCCAGCAGUGAUUUGAGCCCUGUAGCCCCUGGAUGUUGCUCUCCUUGAGGACAUCCUGGGGCUGGAUGCUCGGAUUGCUCCUGUCCCAGGCUCUGGGCUGGCUCAGGGCACAGCCCUGGGCAGGUGAUGCCACUCCAGGUGUGUUCCUUGUGCCUGCUCACCUGGCAGAGCCUGCACCUCUCCCCACGUGGCUGGAGCAGAGCUCUCCAGGAGCAAAACCAGGAGAUCUUUCCCAUUAAAUGGGGAAUAUCCUGCAUGGAGGUGGCUCUUUACCAAAUUUUUGGGUGUGGGUGUUUGGGCAGGAGACUCAAGAGCUCUUCUAGGCCAGGACCAGCCCCUUGCACUGCAAUAAAGUGGGAAUAAAGGCAAACUUGAUUCUUCCCACAUGUAUCAAGAUCAUCACUGCUGCCAGAGAAAUUCUCUCAAACACCGGUGCCUCUGUUCUUAAACCUUUUUAAACUCUUGGUGGGGUUUGGGUGAGCUUUUUUAACCGUCCAGAAGCUCAGAGUCAGGCAUUGCUGUCAUCCUUUUGUAUUAAACCUGGUUUUGUAGAACAAACUUCAAUGGCUUGGUGCUGUUUCUAUGUUCCAUUUAGCUCUGUAAAAAAAUCAGUAUCAAAAAAUAAAUUUAUUACCAAUAA
Molecule: messenger RNA, 4011 nt
Organism: Vidua chalybeata
Lineage: Eukaryota; Metazoa; Chordata; Aves; Passeriformes; Viduidae
Gene: LEMD2
Product: LEM domain nuclear envelope protein 2
Exons: 9
Coding region: 22-2184 (720 amino acids)
Biological process (GO): nuclear envelope organization; negative regulation of BMP signaling pathway
Cellular component (GO): nuclear inner membrane
Molecular function (GO): chromatin DNA binding
Source: RefSeq, a predicted model, not a curated record